CAAAGGAAGAUUGUUUGGUGUCUCACCUUGGGAUGCUACUGUCCGCACGGUACUCUCAGAGCUUGUGCUUAGAGGCCUAUUGUAAGCGUUCUUGACUGAGCCGCGAGGCUGAGUGCUGUUUCUAUCGCACUCUGAGGACAGUUGCGUUCCAGCCGAGACACCAGACGCGGCUUGCUUCUUUCUCUGAAGCUGACAUGAUCGAUCACUGGCCAAGCAUGUCUUGAUAAAGGUUCACACAUUCUUUGACUGAUGGUGAAUUACCUGCGCUGCUACCCUUGGUCAACCGGUUGUUUGUCUUAUUCUCUAUUGCUCAAGGCAGAAGGACGUCUUAAACUGUCAAUGAGCAAGUAGCUGCCUUGCUUACUCGAUCCUUGCUACCUUGGACCUGAUUAGUUUAUCUUUCCUCAUAAACUCCUCGCUGAGCGGAAAUUCUACACCGCAAGAAGCGCUCGAAAUCAGUCUACGACAGUCUCGCCUACAAGCACAACGGGGUUCCUUGUGGUCGUCCAGCUGGUAAACUGUGCGUCCGAUCGAGUGGAUAUUGGGGAGCUGAGCUGCGCAUCACAGCAAGAUUGCCUGCCUAUUGCCCAUUGAGGCGUCUCUCAAAUCCUCUCUUCAGCAACAUCGAGUGCGACCUUCCUCGCAGUCAUGGCUCAGCCUGUUCAAUUCUUCAAAACCAAACCUGCCCCACAAACCACCGCUGUCCCCACUCCCUUGCAAGAUGAGUUCGACUAUGAGGCGUUGCAGCUUCCUGGUGUUGAGCUCCAGUUGCUGUUCGAACCAGAGAGUCCAGCCCAUUUGAAGCUCGCUGUUAAAGAAGUGGACAGAGUCGAUACCCGUAAACCGUCAUCGGCAGUGGUCAAAUUCCCUGCUAAAGCCUGUGGUGAUUUCAAGAUUGAUAAAGUCAAUACUGCAUGGUACGGACGAGUUACAAACAAUGAACGGGCUCCUAAUGGCGAACAAUUCCUGGCGGUCUCGACCUUCCAUCUCGACCUUGUCUGCGCAGAAGGCCUGUUCAUCGAGGACUGUCCAGCAGCCUUUCAGCCACUCCAAGAAUACCUAAACACGGAGAGACAACUAGCGAUGGUCUUCGAUAUCACAAUGAAGCGACGCAUUUUCGACCAUGCACGACUAAAAUUUGUUGCAGAGAAAGCAGCAGGCUGCUUGAGUCCAUGGGCUAGACUCUACGAGCAACUCCCAGUCCUACCCAACGUACCUCCUCGACCCAGUGUUGCCUCUCAACGUGCUUUCCUUGACUGGGACGACUACAAGCAUACGUUUGCCAUUGGCAUGGAAUACGAGAGACGGUUGGACGAGGGUGAAAAUGACAGCGGCUACAAAUGCGAUGUGCGUAUCAUCGAAAUGCCGGAGAGCAAAAACCGCAAAUUCCAGAUGAUCAUCUUCUGUAAGAGAAAGAUUGAUCUUGCUCCUGGUGACAAGGCUCACCUUUGGUUCGUGGACGGUUCCGAUGAAGAUUCCGAUGAAGAUUUCGACACGGGCAAGAUUUGGGACGUUACUAUUCUGCCUCCAGUACCGUAUCAACCCUCCAAGUGUUUGACAGCAACAUUGAUCCGUCGACGAGACCCUGAUUCGCAUAGUUAUUGCGAUGACAGAGCACUGGUGGUCUUUCAACGCUCGGCGAUUCCGUCAGGUCCAGAUGGACGAGAUUUUGUGCUUGAUCAGAAGAGUGUGGAAGCGAUCAUCCAGCCUGACAGAAUGGAAAGCACCUUCAAGAGAAACCGUCAAGCUCUUGAGGCUUUGAACGAUCGUCUCACCGUGCCUGAUCUUCAGGGUAUGGAUAAGGCCCUCUCGGAUUUCUUGCUCGCCAGGCACCCAUCCAAGAUUACCAAAUUCGACAUGUACGCAAGCCUGGCUGAGACCCCUGCCGACCCUGAAGCUUCCCUGGACCUCAACGAAAGCCAGAAAGCAGCCGUUCGUGCGGGACGCGAAGCGGCCGCAGGUUUUCUUGUUUGCCAUGGUGGACCUGGAACUGGCAAGACUCAUUUCGUGGUCGAGGCUGUCCAGCCGUUUCUGAAAGACCGAGGUCGAAAGCAUCGCUUGCUAUUGACUUCUGCUGGUAAUGCUGGUGCGGACGCCCUUGCUCUGGCUGUUGACCGUCGCUUGAAUAACCUCAUCAGCGAAAAGCUUGCUGAUCCUGACGGGUACGUGCUUCGAGUGCAUUGUGUCACAACUGAGAAGGACAUCUUCUUGUCGGCAGCAGAUAUUCGUGCUCAGGCCUUGAUUGAUUAUGGGCAAUCAGGACCGUCGGAUGAGUCAAUGUUUGGCUUGAAUGAGACCGACCAGGAGUUGUUCGACCAUUUUGUACAAUACAAAGAGGACUUCCUCCAGGAUGCCCGCGCCGAGCAUAUUGAGCUUUCGGUAGGACACAAGAUGCUCCAGCUGGCGGGCAUCAUUCCAGGAGCCACUACCGACACCCGUGCAUGGGGUGAUCUCAAAGAAAUGUACCGCCAGUAUAGCCGCCACGACAUUGGUCGAUCGGACAAAGAGUUCCAGAGCGAAAUCGAGAAAUUGUUCGCUUACUCUAUCAGCAGCGCGACAUCCAUCUGCUGCACUGCAACAGGGGCGGGAAAUCCGAAGGUGUCAGGGCCGUACGCGGACGCGGAGCUGCUCGUGGUUGAUGAAGCUGCGAGAGUUGUCGAAUACGAAUUGUGGCCACUCCUCGCAUUCUAUCAGAACUUGGUCGGGAAAAUUCUGGUUGGCGACAUCGACCAAUUGCCUCCGGUCCUGAAGUCGAGUGGGAUUGAUAUGGCCAAGGCCAGGAACCCGAGAUCAAGAGUCAAGCCCAACCCGUUCGUGGCACAGCUGGAACUUUCUUUUCAGGAACGGAUCCAGGACGCAGGAUUCCAGGCUGCCUUCUUCCAAGUCCAGCAUCGUGCUGUUCCACAAAUUGCAGCGAUCUUCAACAACGUGAUCUACGAGGGCCGGCUGUUAAACCAUGAAAGCACCCGCGUCGAUCGCCGUGCCCUGGCGCAAAAGGUUGUGCAGCACAACGAGUCGACUUUCGAGUACGCCUCUCCUCUCAUCUUUUUCGAUCUCCCCCAUGCCGUGGAGGAGUACAGACCCGGCUCCCAUUCGAAGUAUAAUUCAGCGUAUGCUAAUGCCGCCCUGGUGAUUGUCGAAGACCUUCUACUUGCUGGGUUUGGAACUACGGAGCCGUGCACAAUCGCGAUUCUGACACCAUACAAUGCUGAGUACGAGAACCUCCAAUAUGCCAAAGGCUGGAUGUGCGAGCGAUACCCGCAAGCCGCGGAUGUUGUUGUCGACAAGAUUGACAAGCGCCAAGGUGCAGAGUUUGACAUCGUGAUUGUCGACCCUUGUGCUGUGAUCAAGGCCGGCUUCUUGCAGAAGCAGCGGCUCAAUGUCCUCUUCUCGCGUGCAAGAUGUGGUCUGUAUGUUCUCGGUAAUCACAUGCAGUGGAGUGCUAUGGAGGGUGACCGACAGGCGUGGUUCAAGAAAUUUCACGACCAGCUGAAGGAAUAUCGUACGGAGUGGCCACAGGAGAAGUCCUUGGAGUCGAGAUUCUACGAGGUCUGAUGUGUGGGCUAGUCCCACGACCACAAGGAAAGUUGCAGAGAUGGACCAAAUUGGAGAUGGAUGCCGCUGUUGGUGUUGAGAAAGGCUGUUGGCUAUUCGGACAUGACGAUUGGCAGUGUGUGUAUGUUGGCUGUUGUGAGUAACUGAAGAAGCAUCAUUUUGGCAUCGCAUUGAACAGGGGGCCAUCCUGCCUCGUAAAUUAUCCUC
Messenger RNA from Exophiala xenobiotica, 3762 nucleotides. RefSeq lists its product as uncharacterized. NCBI's taxonomy places the organism in Eukaryota, Fungi, Ascomycota, Eurotiomycetes, Chaetothyriales, Herpotrichiellaceae. The record is from RefSeq and is a predicted model, not a curated record. The transcript has 3 exons. The coding region runs from base 649 to 3555 and encodes 968 amino acids. Gene Ontology annotation, molecular function: helicase activity.